AUGCCGCCUCGUCCCCAGCCGCCACCGGCGGCGUACAAGCACUUCUGCAGAGUCUGCAACAAGGGGUUCACGUGCGGCAGCGCGCUCGGCGGGCACAUGAGGGCCCACGCCGUCGCCGACGACGGCCCGGGCGCCGACGACGACGACGACGAUCCCGUGUCGUCUGCGCGCGGCGGGGAAGAUGGGCCGUCCACGGCAGGAGCAGCGACGACGCACGUCUACGCGCUCCGGGCGAACCCUAACCGCCUCACCAGGGGCUGCCAGGUGUGCAAGAACUGUGGGAAGGAGUUCUCUUCGAUGGAGCUUUUCCUGGAGCACGGCAAGUGCACCUCGGGGGAAGAGGAGGACGCCGACGGAUCGUCGCCUCCGUCCGUGGCCGACGAAGAGGAGGACGCGUCGCUGGCCUCUGGGUGGUCAAAGGGGAAGCGCUCGCGCCGCGCCAAGUCGAUCGCUGGCGGAGGCGAUGAUACAAUGCCCGGGCCGUCGACGGCGCCGUCUGGCGAGGACGAGGAGGAGGACCUGGCAAAUUGCCUCGUUAUGCUCUCGUCGUCCAAGGCCGAUCAGGCUAGCGCCGCCGCCGAGGCCGACCCAGAGCCAUGCGCGCCGGCCAGCAAGGAACACGGGAGAAGGCCUCAUCCACAGCCGCAGCACUUCCCGAUCGUCGUAGCGGCGCCGGAUCAAGCGAUAAUGCUGCCCCUGGCGUUGCCAGCACCGCAACCGCAAUACGCCUCGCCCCUGCCACGCGGCUUGUUCGAGUGCAAGGCAUGCAAGAAGGUGUUCACUUCUCACCAAGCUCUCGGCGGACACCGUGCCAGCCACAAGAAGGUCAAGGGCUGCUUCGCUGCCAACCCCGAGAGCAGCGUCGGUGGAACACCUCACCACCACGCAGCGGCCGCCGGUCCCAGCGAUGAAAAGGGUGAUGCCGCCGCCGUCGAUGUCAUCCACGCAAGUGGCAGCGUUGAUGCCAGGACAAACGCCGAUGCCAGCACCGGUGGCGACACGAACGCCGGGACGAGCGGGGCCACGCCAUCCCUGUCAAUGGCCAUCACGACCACCGACCAUGAACCGCCGGUCGCGGGGUUGGCCAUUGCACCGUUCAAGAAGAAGGCCAAGAUGCACGAGUGCUCCGUGUGCCACCGCCUCUUCGCCUCUGGUCAAGCGCUCGGAGGCCACAAGCGGUGCCACUGGCUCACUUCGGGGACAGGGGAUCACGCCAACAUCACAUCCCUGACAGCCGAAGGCCUGGUCGCCGCUGCCGGCCAGCAGCUCACUCUCCGGCCAAUGAUGGACCCUCCAGAGCCGGCGCUAGACCUCACCAUCGCGGCCAACCCGUUGCCGUUGAUGGCCAGCGCGACGGUCGCCGAGGCCGGAACCAGCUCGCUGCACCUUGACGCGUCCCCGUCGCUCUACUUCCAGCCAGCGGCGGCACCAAGCAAUCCCAGCCACCAGAACAAGAUGGCCGCGACGAGCAGCCACAACGCUAACGACGCUGCUACUCCCCGCGAGGCCGCCGAGGACGAGGCGGACAGCACUGCCGUCAAGAAGCGCCAGCCGGCUUCGGGCCCUCGCCGGCUCGCCUUCGCCCCGUCGGUCUGCCGCCGGCUCCGCACGCCUUGCGCGCCCAUCGCCUGCUCCGGCGCUUGUCGCGUGCGCCGCUGCCGCCUCCCGCGCGUCGGCCGGGUAGCUGCUGCCGAGUCCGCCUCGCCUGGCCGGCCUCCCCCGCGCCAGCUGCUCCUCCGCCCGUCUUCGGCCGCCCCGGGCCCGGCUUCGCCCGUCACCGGCUCCCUCGCGCCCAUAGCCGCCGGCACUGGCGCUCGUCGUGUGCACCGCUGCCGCCUCCCGCGCGCCGGCCGGGUAGAUGCUGCCAAGUCCGCCUCGCCUGGCCAGCCUCCCCCGCGCGGGCUGCUCCUCCGCCUGUUUCCGGCCGCCCCAGGCCCGGCUUUGCCCGUCGCCGGCUCCCUCGCGCCCAUAGCCGCCUGCUCCGGUCCCGCAGCGCCGCUACGGUGCCCCAACGCCUCCCCGCCGGCUCCGCCUCCGACCCGGCCCGCCGCCUCCGCUGCCCACCGCAUCCCGGCCGUCGGCUUCUGCCGUGACCCGGCCGCUGGCUUGGCGUGCCAUCCGACCUCUGCAGCGUCCCGCUCCUACUGA
This is a messenger RNA of Triticum urartu, 2148 nucleotides long. The record is from RefSeq and is a predicted model, not a curated record. NCBI's taxonomy places the organism in Eukaryota, Viridiplantae, Streptophyta, Magnoliopsida, Poales, Poaceae.